CCUCCAACCAUUCCUCAGUCUUUCUCCCCAAAACACAACCCUAGGUUGCAAUCCCCCCUACCGCCACAGGGAGCGAGCUUCAGCGCCGCCGUUCGUUGCUCUCAAGCACCACCGUAUUUUCGUCCGAUCGUCCGCGCUUCUUCCUCGUUCAGCAAUCGGUGCGUCUUCCUCGAGCGCGCCGUCAGUCGCUGCCUCGCUGGUCUUCGUCUGCUCAGCCGCUCUUCUGCCGCCGUCUGUCGUGCUCAGCCACAACCGUUUUGGUCUGGUCGUCCUGGUCGAAGAAUCCAACCCAUCUCCUCGUUAACGAAGCGCAGCUUCUCCUCAAGCUCGUUGUCCGCCGUCUGCCCUUAGUUUGCCGAAUCGCACUUCUGCCGUCCGUCGUCCUGCUCGUCACCUGGUCUCCGUCUCCGUCGUGCUUCUGCCCCUCUUCUCAGACUACUCAGAACGAAGCAGAGAGAGAUGGUGAAUGCAAUGGAGUGGCCGAAGCAGCAACAGCAGAAUCAGAAUCAGCAGAGGAAUGUGAUUGCUGGAGAGAUCAUGUAUGUGAAGGUGAUGACCGAUGAGCAGUUAGAGACUCUGAGGAAGCAGAUCGCUGUAUAUGCCACCAUUUGUGAGAAGCUAAUUGAGAUGCACAAAACCCUCUCUGCUCAGCAAGACCUUGCUGGAAUCAGGCUUGGAAGCAUGUAUUGUGAUCCAUUGAUGGCCUCUUCUGGCCACAAAAUAACUUCCCGGCAGCGGUGGACUCCGACAUCUGUGCAGCUUCAGAUUCUUGAGAGGAUAUUUGAUCAGGGGACCGGAACUCCAAGCAAGGAGAAGAUCAAGGAGAUUACUGCUGAACUUAGUAAGCAUGGUCAAAUUUCUGAGACUAACGUCUACAACUGGUUUCAGAACCGACGUGCUAGAUCGAAAAGAAAGCAGCAGAAUGUGGCAGCUAGCAAUAACACUAACACCAACACUGAAUCAGAAGUAGAGACUGAGGUUGAUUCCAAGGAUAAGAAGACUAAACCAGAGGAGUUUCAGUCGCAGCAGAGUCUCGCUAAUGUGGCUGCUCAGAAUGUCUGCUUCCAUAACCCUGACUUGCCUUACUUGAAUCCGGAAUCCAAUAAAUCAGAUUCCAUUUUCCCAUCAGAUGGUAGCCUAACAUCUACAAGCAACUUUGAUCAUAUGCCUGUUUUCAAUGGGAUGAUAGCAAAUUCAAGGAGUGAUUACCUUGCUGGGAAAAUGGAAGCACCUGAUAGUUACAAUAUAUACCAUGAAGGAGGAGAUUACAACAUUACAGGUUGACACAUUGAGAUUCAGUGUUAACUUGUGCCAACUGUGAUUAGCUUGUAAAGAAACAAGGGUGUGGUUUAUUGAGCUUGUAUUAAUGGGAAAGCACAUUUGAACCAAUCCAAAAAGUGGGAACUUAUAUGAACUUUACAUAUAUAGCAAUC
This is a messenger RNA of Arachis stenosperma, 1433 nucleotides long. RefSeq names its product WUSCHEL-related homeobox 13-like. The transcript is spliced from 4 exons. Gene Ontology annotation, molecular function: DNA binding; DNA-binding transcription factor activity. Lineage: Eukaryota; Viridiplantae; Streptophyta; Magnoliopsida; Fabales; Fabaceae. The coding region runs from base 460 to 1284 and encodes 274 amino acids. The record is from RefSeq and is a predicted model, not a curated record.